ACCGGGCGCCGUCAGUCCGCUCGCCCUCGUGGCGCGCGACGGGAGCGUGCGACCCCUCGUGGAGCGUCGCCUCCCCCGCUCACCGCGGCGGGCACGGCCCGGGGACGGGGAGGCCCUCCACACCACGUGGCCGGCCGCGGACUCCCAUGCCCGCCGAUUUUUAAUCUCAGCGGCUCGCUCUCGCCUCGCCUGCGCGUCGCUUGCCAUCGAGACGCAACGCAGCGGCAUCCAUCACAUCACAGGCCUGCCGCUCCUCUCCACUCCAGUCUCCAUUCCUCCGCGACAACAGCCGAGAGCGAGACGAAACAGCUUCUCCGAGGCUCUAGAGACACUGCGAGCAGCGGCAGCGGCAAUCAACCCGCCUACGCGAAAUGUCCAUCUCGAUGCGCCUCGCGAUCCCAGCGCCCGCCGCGACCGUGGCGCCGCCGCGGCUGAGGGUGCGGGCGGCCGGGAACGCGGGCUCUCUUCCCGCCGCGCGCGUCGCCCUGCGGACGGAGACGGACGCGCUCAGGGGAUGCGCCUCGCUGCCCCUGAAGCCGCAGCCGCUCGCCGCGGGCGCGGACCAGCCGAGCCGGCGUCGGGGGGCGGCCGCCGUGUGCCACUCGUCGGCGCACCUGAGCGCGCGGACGAUGCAGUGGAUCUCCGCCGGGGCCAGCGCAGUGCUAUUGCUUGCUAAAGGAACAGCCAUACACAAAUCUUUCCUUGUGCCGUUUUUUGCUUUGCAAGCACCUUGCAGCAUAAUCUCAUGGAUCAAGAGUGAUUAUGGCCAAUGGACUGCUUUUCUUGCUCUGUUGGUGCGCUUGUUCUUCUUCAUUCCAGGUGAACUGGAGCUUCCGCUGUCAACAAUGCUGCUUGUGAGUGUUGCUCCUUACCAAUUGAUGAAUCUGAGGGGAACUCAAGGCGGUGCAGUGCUGUCAUUGGCCAUAGCUGGGUAUCUCGCAUUUCAGCACUUCACCAGGGUGGGAGGUCUAGGCAAAGCAUUUGAGCAGGGAUCGGUUAUUGCGACCUUGGCCAUUAUCUGCAUCACAGUCAUCCCCUUAAUGCUGCUAUUCUGAUCUGGACUAGGUUGGCAAGAGUUUGCCCCUCAUUGCGCAUGGAAUGAUGGAUAAAUAAAAAACUUGUAAUGCAACAUCCUUUCAGUCUUCCUAGUUCCUUUCCCCCAAAAAAGACUGAUCUGUUAUAUAGUCCGAAAAGUAUGUACUGAUAUAGCCUGAUGUUUGGCCUGGUAAUGUUGCAAUCCAAAAGAUUGCAUGAUACUCCGUA
Messenger RNA from Setaria italica (foxtail millet), 1263 nucleotides. RefSeq names its product cold-regulated 413 inner membrane protein 1, chloroplastic. Gene Ontology annotation, cellular component: membrane. The transcript has 6 exons. The record is from RefSeq and is a predicted model, not a curated record. NCBI's taxonomy places the organism in Eukaryota, Viridiplantae, Streptophyta, Magnoliopsida, Poales, Poaceae. The coding region runs from base 372 to 1055 and encodes 227 amino acids.